Molecule: messenger RNA, 1415 nt
Organism: Vicia villosa (hairy vetch)
Lineage: Eukaryota; Viridiplantae; Streptophyta; Magnoliopsida; Fabales; Fabaceae
Product: D-ribulose kinase-like
Exons: 6
Coding region: 683-1075 (130 amino acids)
Biological process (GO): inositol trisphosphate metabolic process
Cellular component (GO): cytoplasm
Molecular function (GO): inositol-1,3,4-trisphosphate 6-kinase activity; inositol-3,4,5,6-tetrakisphosphate 1-kinase activity; ATP binding
Source: RefSeq, a predicted model, not a curated record
CUAAUCUAGGAGAGGUAGCAGCAAAGGUGAUGUAUACUCUCAUGCCAUUCACUUAAGAUCAUUUGUUUCCGCAUUAUUUUCAUGGUGUCGUUCUGUUAUGUUACAGUGUUCAUUUAGUGGAACUUCGACUACAAACACAAUGGUUGGCGCUAUUUCAGUAACCCACCCAGCAACCACCAUUUUAACAUCUCGGACAUAUAGUCGAAAACCUGGUUUCUUUGGUGGAUUUGGUUUUGCUCCAACUGCAUAUUCUCUUCCUAGCAUAAUGUGGCUAAUAAUUAAGAAGCCAAAGAGAUUCAGCACCAACUGGUUCAUCAAUUGGGGUUCAAUUUACAUAGGAGUGUGUAUUAUGGUGGCAUCCACAGUUGGUGGCUUAAGGAACAUUAUUGCUGAUUCAUCCACUUACAGUUUCUAUACCUAAACUACACGAUGUUGCAAUUAUCUCAAACUUUACCCAAUGUCUUUACUUUUUUUAGUAGUAUGAUGAAUCAUAGUUAUUGUAUGAUUAAUUAUAAAAAAUAAUAGCUCACAUAAAGUAGCACAAUGUUGAAUUGCAUGGUGUAUACUAUUAAAUUUUAAUUGCAAUUUUAGUCCUUCCUACUAUUUCACUUUGUAAGAAUAGUCUCUAUUUUUUGUUUUAUAAUGAAACUCAACCGUAAAUACGAAGGUUUAAACUCCAGUGAUGACGUUCAAUCUAACGAUAUUAACUUUUGUGUUUGUUGAGUUAGGAUUUGUCAACAAAACAGUCCCAGAUUGGCUUAUGUGGCUUCUUCAUGAAAAGCUUGGAGUUUCAGAUUACAAUAAUGCGCUGAAGGUUGGUUAUGUUCCUGAAGCUGACUCAUAUCCAUCAUGGCUAAUCUCUCAACCUUACUCUCAUCUUUUACCUUCAGUUGUUGCACCAGGAACUCCAAUUGCUUGUUUAAAGGAGGAACUUAGAAAUAAAUUUGUUGCAAAACCUCUAGUUGUGGAUGGCACUGCAAAGUCACAUGAACUAUAUCUUGCUUAUGACGAGUUCUCUCUUUCAGAGCUUGAACCUCCUCUGGUUCUACAAGAGUUUGUGAAUCAUGGUGUGUAAUCUGAUUCAUAGUCCACUAUCAGUCUGUAUGUUGGAAAGGAUAACUCAGCAUUAAAAGUAAAUGACGUGAGUAUUAUUCAAAAGACUAACGUAGAGAAAGCGGAAUCUCAUACAAAUUACAAUUGUUAAUUUCUUUUAUGUGUAUGAUUUUAUAGUACUUGAAAUAUUAUGACUGCACAUGAUUUUGUAUACCUUUUGGUUAAUAUUAAAAAUAUUUUGACUUAGUUAAAAUAUGAUUUUUAUGUGUAUGAUUUUAUAGUAUUUGCAAUAUUAUGACUGAAAAUGAAAUAUAACUAAAUGGUGUAUAUAAAAUAGGGUGUAAAUAGAUAUAAUUGUUCAU